AUGGGAAAUUCGCUUUCUAUGAAAUUUGAUGAUGCAGAUGCCAGUGCUGUGCCGCGUUCAACGGUUUCGAGUGGCAGUUCCACAACUGAUCCUGUACGGUCAACGCAAUCAACGAAUGCCAGUCCAGCCACGUUCAACAGAUACGAUUGGCAGUUCCACAACGAUCCUGCACCGUCAACGCAAUUACUAAAUGCCAGUCCUGAGGCACGUUCAACAGCUACGAUUGGCAGUUCCACAAACGAUCCUGCAUCCGUCAACGCAAUUAAUAAAUGCCAGUGCUGUGCCGCGUUCAACGGUUUCGAAGUGGCAGUUCCACAACUGAUCCUGUACGGUCAACGCAAUCAACGAAGCUACGAAUUGGCAUAUCCAAACGACUGCAUCGUCAAACGCACUGAUAAAUGCCAGUCUGAGGCCACGUUCAACAGAUACGAUUGGCAGUUCCACAAACGAUCCUGCACCGUCAACGCAAUUAUUAAAUGCCAGUGCUGUGCCGCGUUCAACGGUUUCGUCAAGUGGCCAGUUUCCACAACUGAUCCUGUACGGUCAACGCAAUCAACGAAUGCCAGUCCUGAGCCACGUUCAACAGAUACGAUUGGCAGUUCCACAAACGAUCCUGCACCGUCAACGCAAUUACUAAAUGCCAGUGCUGUGCCGCGUUCAACGGUUUCGAGUGGCAGUUCCACAACUGAUCCUGUACGGUCAACGCAAUUAACGAAUGCCAGUCCUGAGCCACGUUCAACAGCUACGAUUGGCAGUUCCACAAACGAUCCUGCACCGUCAACGCAAUUAAUAAAUGCCAGUGCUGUGCCGCGUUCAACGGUUUCGAGUGGCAGUUCCACAACUGAUCCUGUACGGUCAACGCAAUUAACGAAUGCCAGUCCUGAGCCACGUUCAACAGCUACGAUUGGCAGUUCCACAACUGAUCUUGUACCGUCAACACAUUCCGAGCAAAACAUGACGAGUAAGUAA
Molecule: messenger RNA, 969 nt
Organism: Ostertagia ostertagi
Lineage: Eukaryota; Metazoa; Nematoda; Chromadorea; Rhabditida; Trichostrongylidae
Source: the annotation of a GenBank genome assembly